UUCUUUUACAGAGAUGAUGGAGACAUGGGAGACGUUGAGCUGCCUGGCUAUUACCUCAUCUUCCACACAUGUCUGAUGGUGCUUUUGAAGCUGUGCCGCACAUGCCUGUCCACUGCCUGCACCGUAAAACUACGACGCUCUGGGACACGCAUAAUAGCAAAGGUCGAAUGCCCCAACAUGCACACGUAUACAUGGUCAAGUCAACCUCUUGUUGGUGACAAGCCAAAAGGGAACAUUGACUUGGCCACUGCGUUGCUGUUUUCUGGAUCAAGUGUUGCCUCCAGCCUUCGAAUGAUGCGUCUCAUGGGCGUCAAGGUUAUAAGUGAACAGUGCUUCUUCAACUACCAGAAGGCGUACUUGCUCCCUGCUGUCAACAUGGUCUGGGAUGAACAUCAACGAGAGGUCAUGGCAUCACUUGAAGGCAGCAUACAGCUUUGUGGCGAUGGCAGAUGUGAUUCACCUGGCCACAGUGCCAAAUUUAUGACGUACACAUUCCUCUGCCCGGACGCGAAGAAAAUUGUGCACACAGAGCAGGUGCAAGUAAGGGAGAACGACGAAAUUACUUCAAGCACUCAAAUGGAAAAAGAAGGGCUAAUCAGAGGGCUUUCAUUUUUAACUGAACAAAAUGUCAGCAUCGCAAGCUUGACAACAGACCGCCACCCGGGCAUUAAAAAAUAUAUGAGGUUGCACCAAGGAGGCAUCAUGCACUACUUUGAUGUGUGGCAUGUGGCAAAAGGUAUCCGCAAAAAGAUUAAUGCGGCAUCCAGGAAAGGUGGUUGCAGUUCCCUCAAAGAAUGGAUCCAGGCAAUUGUCAACCACCUCUACUGGUGUGCCUGUGCAUGUGGUGGCAAUGGAGACCUGGUGGUGGCUGCUUGGGGUAGUAUUCUGAACCACACAGUCAACAUCCACGAAGGUCACAAUGACCUUUUCCCCAGGUGCCUCCACGGACCUCCUCGUCGUAUCUCAUGGCUGAGUGCAGGUUCUCCAGCAUACAAGGCACUCAAGGCAAUUGUGACAGCACCUCUACUGCUCAGAGACAUACGUCAGCUGUCACCAUCGGCACAGACGUACAGCCUUGAAUCUUUUCAUAGUGUGCUCAACGGCUUUGCACCCAAAUCAACUGCAUUCACAUACGAAGGCAUCAAAGCUCGGACAUUGAUAGCUGCUCUUCACUUUAAUGAGAAUAGUGAGAGAGAGCAGUCGCACACAGCUCAAGGUGAAAGCCAGUGGCACACUAAGACCUCCAAGGCAAAGCCUGGCAUCUCAGCCUAUGAACUAAAAACUGCUGCAACCUUCUGCUACGUGCAGGGACUCACAAACCAAGUUUUGAAUCUCUGCACAUUGUACCCAAGUUUCCGGGAGGCCCUGGCACAAGCUCCCGUCAAGGCCCCACCAGCAUAUGCACCACCGGCCGAGGAAAGACCUUCAAAAUCCGAAUUUGUAGCGGCACAUAAGGCACGCUUUGCAAAGCACUGAAGAGCAUAGUCUACAUGUGUUUGAGCCAAGCAGUAUCGCAAACACAAAGGACAUGCUGUGGGACUGUUUUGGCUGCAGGGACCUGUGGCACAAAUGGAGUCAAACCUUCACAUUACGAUCCUGCAAGUGCUGUUUUCGACCGACAUAGCCAUUCCGAGGAUUGAUACUGCAAGGAACCUUCCACUGGGUCAAGAGGCGCACACAAGAAUGCUGACACACGUGAUGUUUGCAGCGGCAGAUUUAGUGCUGUGAACAAGCUGUGCUCCACUGCAAAGGCGGAAUUGAAGAGCAAAUGCACAAAGCUAAUACCCUUGCCGAGGGGGGUACGCACAAACACUGCGAGUUCUGUUUUCGACCAACACAGUCGUGCUGAGAUGGAUACUGCAUGGAAGCUUCUUCCACUGGCUGAAGAGGCACGCACAGGAGUGCUGACACACGUGAUGUUUACAGGGCAGAUUCAGUGCUGUGAACAAGCUGUGCUCCACUGCAUAGGCGGAAUUGAAGAGCAAAUGCACAAAGCUAAUACCCUUGCCGAGGGGGGUACGCACGUAGAAACACUGCGAGUUCUGUUUUCGACCAACACAGUCGUGCUGAGAUGGAUACUGCAUGGAAGCUUCUUCCACUGGCUGAAGAGGCACGCACAGAAAUGCUGACACACGUGGUGUUUGCAGGGGCAGAUUCAGUGCUGUGAACAACCUGUGCUCCACUGCAAAGGCGGCAUGGACGAGCAAAUGCGCACAGCUGAUACCCUUGCCGAGGGGGGUACGCACGUAGAAACACUGCGAGUUCUGUUUUCGACCAACACAGUCGUGCUGAGAUGGAUACUGCAUGGAAGCUUCUUCCACUGGCUGAAGAGGCACGCACAGGAGUGCUGACACACGUGAUGUUUACAGGGCAGAUUCAGUGCUGUGAACAAGCUGUGCUCCACUGCAAAGGGGGAAUGGAAGUGCAAUUGCACACAGCUGAUACCCUUGCCGAGGGGGGUAUGCACGUAGAAACACCGAGUUCACGUUUGUUAGCCCAUCUCAUUGCACUGCGCAGUGGGUUUGUUGCCCUCUAAUAUUCCGGAUACUUGAACCCUGUUGGUGUUUCUGUAGGAAAUGUGCCUCGAAUUUUCGCCACCACACAUGAAGGAAGAACGAAGCGAUGACCUUUGCCAAGACGACCCCAAAGCCAGCGGACGAACUGCCUGUAGGCAGUGUAGCGGUACCUCCUGUAGUAAUAAAAUGUGAAAACACAAA
Dermacentor silvarum is the source of this 2717-nucleotide messenger RNA. RefSeq lists its product as uncharacterized. Lineage: Eukaryota; Metazoa; Arthropoda; Arachnida; Ixodida; Ixodidae. The record is from RefSeq and is a predicted model, not a curated record. The transcript is spliced from 8 exons. The coding region runs from base 25 to 1476 and encodes 483 amino acids.